Fusarium musae is the source of this 1326-nucleotide messenger RNA. RefSeq lists its product as uncharacterized. The transcript is spliced from 3 exons. The record is from RefSeq and is a predicted model, not a curated record. The coding region runs from base 1 to 1326 and encodes 441 amino acids. NCBI's taxonomy places the organism in Eukaryota, Fungi, Ascomycota, Sordariomycetes, Hypocreales, Nectriaceae.
AUGCUGAUCCAACCGUAUCAACUCUCGGCAACUGAUGUAGCCGCCAAGAUCCGAGAUGGCCAGCUGACGGUAGAGGAGUAUGCGCAGUCGCUCUUGGGACGCAUCAAAGAGCGAGAUCCGAUUGUGAAGGCGUGGGCUUACUUGAACCCUGGCCAAGUGCUUGAACAAGCUAGGAAACUGGACGCUGUGCCCAAGGAAGAACGGGGACCUUUACAUGGUGUUGCGAUUGCGGUUAAGGAUGUCAUCUACACAAAGGAUAUGCCAACGCAGUUCAACUCACCCAUCUACAAAGACGAUGCACCCCAAGUCGACGCAGCCAGCAUCAUCAUCCUCCGCAAAGCCGGAGCGCUCAUCCUAGGAAAGACGACCACGACUGAAUUCGCAGCUACUACCCAAGGACCUCAAACCACAAACCCACACGACAGUUCCCGCACACCUGGAGGUUCAUCAUCGGGAUCUGGAGCAGUAGUAGCAGACUUCCAGGCUCCCAUCAGUCUGGGAACACAGACCGGAGGAAGUACCAUCCGCCCUGCCUCUUUUAAUGGUAUCUACGGAUUCAAACCGACAUGGAACUCGAUCUCGAGGGAAGGGCAGAAAGUAUUCUCGUUGAUUCUUGAUACUAUUGGCAUUUAUGCGAGGACCGUGGAGGAUCUAAACUUGCUCGCUGAUGUAUUCGCAUUGGAAGAUGAUGAGUCGCCCAACCAAGAGUAUUCCGUCAAUAGCGGCAAGUACGCGAUAUGCAAAACAAUGGUCUGGCCCCAAGCUGGCCCCGGUCUUAUCAAGGCAAUGGAUAAAGCCGUCGAACUCCUCCGAUCAAGCGGCGCCACAGUUGACGAGAUUGAGUUUCCCCAACAUCUGCAAGACUUACCGAAAUGGCACUCCAUUGUCUUCAACACCGAUGGAAGAACAGCCUUUCUGCCUGAGUAUAGGGUUGAUGAGACUAAAAUAGCAGAUCAGUUGGUUGGACAUGUUGAGAACCGGCUCAAGAUUUCUAGAGCUGCGCAGAUCAAGGCUUUUGAUGAGAUUGCAGCGGCGAGACCUGUUGUGGAUGAGAUGUUGGGUAAGUAUGAUGCUGUGUUGGUGCCGAGUGUGCCGGAUGAGGCACCGAAGGGUAUUGAAACUACUGGAAGUGCUGCAUUCAAUUUGAUCUGGACAGCACUGCAUAAUCCCGUUAUCAACAUCCCCGGAUUUGCUGGUGAGAACGGAAUGCCCAUUGGUCUAUCCCUCGUUGCACCAAGGUAUCACGACAGAAAGCUUCUAGCAGUGAGUCAAGCAGUAGGAAAGCUCUUCGAGGCAUCAGGAGGAUGGAAGUCACAGAUAGUUUAA